Molecule: messenger RNA, 1342 nt
Organism: Moneuplotes crassus
Lineage: Eukaryota; Ciliophora; Spirotrichea; Euplotida; Euplotidae
Source: the annotation of a GenBank genome assembly
AUGAGCAAGAAAGGAAAGGGAAAGGAGAAUCUUGACAGAACUAUGGCACAGGGAGGAUCCAGCGGAUCCUCCCUCUUCAAGUUUUCUAAAGAAGUUGAGAAUAGACUUGAUGCUUACAAAGAAGACACACUGGUCUUCGCUCCACUCAAAAGUGGAGUGUACCAAGUUGCCAAAAUCAUAGCUUGCAGGAUCAUCGAGCCGACUCCAGCCAAUGAGGCUCUGGCCGAAGGCCAGGACCUUGAGUACUAUGUCCACUUUGAAGGCUACAAUCGGAGAAUUGAUAAAUGGGUCCUCCACAAAGACCUGGUCAGGGAUGAUAAAUAAAAUGACUGAAGAAUUAGGCAAAAGGAAAGUUAUGGAAGAAGAAGAGAAAAAUGAAGGCGCUGGCUUCCUCGAAAAUGACGAAGACGCCGGCAUGGAUGAAAAACAAGUUACCAUGCAUGAGCAAGCGACUAAAAUAAAGACAAUUGAGUGGGUCCAAAUUGGCAAGUUCAAGUGCGAAACUUGGUACUUCUCACCCUAUCCUGAGCAAUACCACCAUAUUGACUGACUCUUUAUAUGCCAUUACUGCUUAAGCUUCUUCUCAUGCAAGGAGGACAUGGAGAGACAUUCUUCCAAAUGUGACAUCAGACACCCUCCUGGUGACGAGAUCUACAGAGAUGAGAAAGUAGCUGUCUUCGAAGUCGACGGUCAAAGAGAGCCGAUUUACUGAGAAAACCUUUGAUAUUUAUCCAAACUUUUCCUUGAUCACAAGAAUUUGGGGUAUGAGGUUGGACCUUUCCUUUUCUAUUGCAUGUGCGAAUACGAUGACGAAGGCUACCAAAUUGGAGGGUACUUCUCUAAGGAGAAAGACUUCUCCAAAAACUGGGAUGUUGAAACAAUCGGACAAGAGAAAAUGGAAAAAGAGAGAAACUACAACAACUUAUCAUGCAUCCUCGUCUUUCCUUUCCAUCAGAGAAAGGGAUAUGGAAAGUUCCUCAUCUCAUUUAGCUACGAGUUGGGAAUACUUGAGGGAAGGCAAGGGACUCCAGAGACACCGCUGUCGGAUCUUGGACACAGGACUUAUAUCUCAUGGUGGUCACAUCGCCUGCUAUCUUUCCUAAAGCAAUAUCAAGGGGAUGAGAUUUCUGUCCAACUGCUAUCUCAGAAAACAGGUAUCCUCCAAACAGACAUCAUCAACUUAUUUGAGUCAUUCAAGAUUCUUAGGUAUCACCAAGGAGAUCACUACUUCGUAGUCACAGAUGAAUUUAUCGAAACUUUAAUCAAGAGAGCUGGGCACCCUGGCCACCCUGUAGCGACUGAGAAUAUUCACUGGACUGGAUAUGAAUGGUAUAACUAAGUG